Molecule: messenger RNA, 1419 nt
Organism: Pichia kudriavzevii
Lineage: Eukaryota; Fungi; Ascomycota; Pichiomycetes; Pichiales; Pichiaceae
Exons: 1
Coding region: 1-1419 (472 amino acids)
Biological process (GO): mitochondrion organization; phospholipid transport
Cellular component (GO): ERMES complex; endoplasmic reticulum
Molecular function (GO): lipid binding
Source: RefSeq, a predicted model, not a curated record
AUGAGUAUGGGGCUGGCCAAGGCAAGUGAAUGUGCUACUAUAGAAAAUGCAAUAGAAACUGAAUGUGCCAUCGAUCCUGUGACGAAAGAAUCUAUUCCUAACAAUGUCAUCUCGCAGACAAAUCUAACGGAACUUGAACGAUAUCUUACCGGGAUUCUCAAUGGAUUGCAAAAACAACAGGAAAUACAGAAUAAUGAAGUUUUGCAAGUCAUUCUGCAACAGCAUCAAAAUAUUGAUGGGACCUUUAGCCCUACUGCACCCUCAAUUUCUUUGAAUGCAGUCUCUGCACAUUCGAGUGCCUGGACGUUCACACAAGGUUUGAUACUAGGUCAAUUAUCCGUUAUAAUGCUCGUUAUAACAUUCAUCAAAUUUUUUGUGUUUACAGAAGCUGCUCCGACGCAACCAAGUUCAAUUUCAUAUAAGAAGAACAAAGUUCCUAUAAUUAAAAAUGGUAAACCAGGAGAUAUUGACAUACCUAGAGCACAAAAUACCAAUACAAGUCGCAUAUCAACGGAUAAUCCUAAUGACAUACCAAUAUCGCCAAAUUUGGAGCAUUUUAAUCAUCAGAAUGAGGCUACUAAUGUCCUUGGGUAUGAUAUGAGAUCUGACUAUGAUGAAACCUUGACAUCAAUCCUUGAGAAAACUUACUACGAUGUGAAAACGCACAAACCGGAAUCACUUGACUGGUUUAAUGUUCUUAUCGCACAGAUAAUAUCACAGGCGAGACUGGAAGCUUUGAAUGAUGGCAAUAUUUAUGAAUCUUUGAAUAGAGCAUUAAACUCACCGGUUGUUUUACAGUACUUUGAUGCAAUAAAGAUAACGGAGAUUAACAUUGGUGAUGAUUAUCCAAUAUUCAGUAAUUGUCGUGUGAAAAACAAUGAAGGGAGAUUAGAAGCUAAAAUUGACGUUGAUGUUUCCGACACUAUUACGCUAGGUGUUGAAACAAACUUGCUUAUUAAUAAACCCAAAAUGCUGAGUGCUAGCUUACCUAUCAAGCUCUCGAUUUCCGUUGUAAGAUUCAGUGCGUGUUUGACUGUUUCAUUGAUUGCAACUGAUGAUAAAGAUCAAGCGGACAAUGAAAAUGGGAAUCUCAACAAUUGUGAUAUGGGCAGAACAAAAUCCAAAACACAAUCAAGCGAAUGUACUAAUGGGGAAAAUGGUGGGCAAGAGAAGAGAAACGGACAGGCCAUUGCUUUGAUGUUUUCGUUUAGCCCUGAUUUUCGUUUGGAGUUUGAAAUUAAAUCUUUGAUUGGAUCAAAGGCCAAAUUGGAGAACAUUCCACGGAUCAGCUCAAUACUUGAAAACGUUAUUCGGAAAUGGUUUAUUGAAAGAUGCAUUGAGCCACGGUUCCAAUUAAUCAAGUUACCUUCGAUGUGGCCCAGAAAGAAAAAUACAAGAGAAAACGUUCAAUCUGAUUAG